Messenger RNA from Salvelinus sp. IW2-2015, 3086 nucleotides. NCBI's taxonomy places the organism in Eukaryota, Metazoa, Chordata, Actinopteri, Salmoniformes, Salmonidae. The record is from RefSeq and is a predicted model, not a curated record.
AUGCAUAACGCUGAUGGGCAGCUGCUGGGUCUGGAGGGCGGGACUUCCUCCAGCAGACAGGAAGGAGAGGGGUCAGUAGGUGUGGCUCGUAGAGAAGGACCCAGCGACUAUGAACUUGCCCUGGAGAACAAGACCAAACAGAUAGAGGAGUUGGAGCUGAGGUACGGUGGUCACCUGGUGUCGCGGCGCGCGGCGUGUCGUAUUCAAACAGCGUUCCGUCAGUACCAGCUCAGUAAGAACUUCCAGAAGAUCCGGAACUCUUUGUCAGAGAGCAAGUUGCCACGCCGCAUUUCCCUGCGCCGGCCCAACCCCACCCGGGGCCAGAACCCCACCCAGCGACACAGCUUCCUGUUAGAGAGCGGGGGCCCACCAUUGCGCCCCAAAACACCCCCACCACCCCCCUCACGCUCCACCUCCCUGCCCCCCUCAGCCUCCCCUGCCACGGGCCCUGGCCCCUCACUCACACAGCUGGAGGACUGCUUCUCAGAGCAGGUACGCUCACUGGCCCAUUCGAUAGACGAGGCCCUGCGUGGGUGGAGCCUGUCGGAGGGGGUUGAAGGGGGGACAGGGGGGCUGCUGAUGGACCCCAGGGCGUUUCGGAUGGCUGCACAGAGUGCCUGUAUGCCUCGCAGUGCCAGCUCCCUGCUCAUGGCCUUCAGAGACGUCACGGUUCACAUCGACACCAACAACUACACUGUCUCCACGACUACCACCUCCACAACCACUGCUACCCACGGCAACACAGGGGCAGGAGCGGGAGGGAGCAGGCAAGUCUCAGUGGACGGGGGAGAGAGGGCAGGAGGGGUGAGGACUCAAUCAACAACCUCCCAGCUGAGGGGUGAGGAGGAGUUUCCUGCCCCCCCUCCCAGUGAGGAGUUGUUGGAGGGAGGAGGGUCGAGAAGGGGGUCAACUGUGACAGGGCAGGGGGGAGAGAUGGGGGGGCAGAGUGUCUCAGAGAGACUCAGUUCCACCUCCACCUCUACCUCAGCCCAGUCUAACCAGUAUACCACUCAGUCCUCCUAUUCCCAGUACCCCCAGUACUCCACAUACCCCAAGGCUCAUCACCCACAGUCCCAGCCAGGGUCCCAGUCAACCAGGGACCCCACCUCUGAGGCUCUCCAGGCCCUGGUCCUCUCUCUGCCUAGAGACCGCUGCCAGGACCCUACCUCCUGCCGAUCCCCCACACUCUCCACUGACACACACCGCAAACGACUCUACCGCAUCGGACUCAACCUCUUCAACGUCUGUGUGGUCGAUGAGAUGGACUUCUUUGGGAUGGAGCUGGACGAGGCUCUGAGGAAGUUCCAGGCUCACAUCAGAGUCCAGGGAGAGGCCCAGAAGGUGGAGAGACUCAUUGAAGCUUUCAGUCAGAGGUAUUGUAUGUGUAAUCCUGAGGUGGUGCAGCAGUUUCAUAACCCAGACACCAUCUUCAUCCUGGCCUUUGCUGUGGUCCUCCUCAACACUGACAUGUACUCCCCUAACAUCAAACCUCAACGCAAGAUGGGCCUCGACGAUUUCAUACGCAACCUACGAGGAGUGGACGAUGGAGCAGACAUCCCCAGGGAGAUGGUGACAGGGAUCUAUGAGAGGACCCAGCAGAGAGAGCUACGCUCCAACGAAGACCACGUCACCUACGUCAGCCGUGUGGAGCAGUCCAUACUGGGCAUGAAGACGAUUCUGUCUGUGCCCCACCGCGCUGUGUGCUGCUGUCGUCUGUUUGAGGUGGCAGACUUCAACAAACCCCUGAAACAGAAACUGGCCAACACCAGAGAGAGUGUUCCUGUUCAAACGACCUCAUACUUACUAUGCUCAUGGCAUCACCAUGUUGAGUCCGUUCUCAUCAGAGAAGAAGCAGAUGGUGAGUUUCUGCUCCCCCAGUGGAGAGGAGCUCAGGAAGUGACAGAGGAGCUACGAGAGUCCAUCACUGAGGUCAACGAGAUGGAGCAGAUACACAUUCAAUGGGAGCUGAAGAGAGAACAAGGGGUGCAGACUCACACCCCCCACACCAACGGAGGACAGAUGGGCACACUCAGUCGACACACAGGAUCCCCCACAGCCCAGAAAGAUCUGUAUGACAAGACUAGCAACAACACUGUGGAGGUGUCAAUUCACAAUAGGCUGCUGCAGACCUACCACAUGACCCAGGCCAGCCCUGAUAGGCUGCUUCAGACCUACCAUGUGACCAGUCCUGACUCCACCCAACUGGCUCUGGCAGCACCCCUGGCAAUGCUUAGCCCCACCCACCCUGGAGAACUCCGCCCAGACACCCUCAUUCAAUGCCAGCAGAUCGUCAAGGUGAUCGUCAUGGAUCAGAGCGGCCGCGGGAGAAUGGAAGCUUUCCUCAACCAAGGAAGCCCCGCCUCCCACCACCGCCUCAUCCAAUCAGCGAUGUCCACACCAGUACGGAUCAGAGAGGGAUCUGAGCCCCCUCUGCCUCCCCCCCCCCCCCCCUACAACCACCCCCACCAGUACUGUCCCCCCGACUCCCCCUACCCCCUUCCACACACCCUUCCUCACCCCCUGCGCAGACGCAACUCGAGUGGUUCCCGCAGCCUCGUCUGACAUAUGUCCCCUGAUCCUACAACACUGUCCUCUGAACUUUUGUUAAACAGUGAUAUACUGGGAGAAACACACACAACACAAACACUCAUAGACAAAGAUAGAGAGGGAAAGGGUGAGACGAGGAAGGGAGGAAGAGAAAGAGGGAGGUAAGGAAGUCAGCUGAGAGAGAGGGAAUAAGCCGAAAAAUAGAGUGGGAGAAAAUGGGGAGGUUUCAAAUCAAUAUAAAUUCAAAGUCAUCUAACGAUGUAAUGUUUAUUUUUCUAAAGAUAGAUUUUCUAAUCUGACAGCUCUUGUGACACAGUGUCAUCUGUACAUAUCUAUAUCUGUACCUGGCUUUAGAAAGAACACUCUAGGAUGCCCCUCCUACCCCCUAAUCCCUGAUUAUAACCCUGCCCUGAUAUCACACAGCUGAUGCAACAAAAGGAAUUCCUCCCAGUGAAUGGAACCGUCUGGACAUAGAGACAUACAGUUGAAGUCGGAUGUUUACAUACACCUUAGCCAAAUACAUUUAAACUCAGUUUUUC